CCGACGAACAAUGACAAUCCGUCAAUCGCAUGCGUUAUCGUCGCCACAAGCCGGUUAGAGCAGAUAAUGCUACGACGCAGGUAAAAACACGUCAUACCCGUCCGUCAAUUGCAACAUCGACAACGAAAAUGUUUCCGCGGAAUCUGUUGCUGAUACUACUGCUCACCUGCGCCCUUUUUUGCUGCAGCUAUGCACAAACCGACAAAGAAGAAACCCAGGAGAAAAGUCCAUUGGACGAUUGGGUAAUCGUAUCAACUUCCAUGGUUUGCACUAUGUUCUUCGUUCUAAUUGUUCUAAUCCCCACGGUGAUGUAUUACAGGUACUUUCAUAAGAUAGAGAUAGAGACUGCUGGAUAAAGGCUAACCACAACAAUUGAAAUAUCAUCGAUUAUGUUAUAGACCAAAAUUACGGUUUGAAAAUUGUAUUAUUAAAUAGGUACAAAUAUUCGAUCAAAUUAAGAUUUAAAAAUAUACAUAUAUAUCCGAACUUUUAUCAGAGAACUUGCCAUAUGCUGCCCUUAAUCCGUAAAUGUGCACUCAAUAAACCCACGUGAAUCAACAGCGGUGCGUUGGCACGGGCUAAUAUGUAUUCGAUAAUUAAUUCGUCAAUCUAGUUUUGUAACUCGCUGUUAACGAGACCCUGCUAGCAGGCUGUCGCGCGUUAAACCCUGAUUCGAUCAAAUAUGAAAUAUGACUGUGCUUUUUUUGUAAAUGUAACUCACGUUCAUUGUAUUCUAUUUAUUUUUAGUAUGUGAGCGACAUGUGUUACCAGUCUGUUAACUACGUAUAUCUAUAAUGUGUAGCAUAUUUAUUGUUAACGUAUUUAAAUACGUAUUUUAUGAGAGACAAGUCAUUAUCUAUAGUUGUAAGAGAUCAAAAAAUAAUUUUGAAGUUCUUUUUAAUUGUUAAAAUUUUAUGUAAAUAAAUUUUUAACAAGAAAAA
Wasmannia auropunctata (little fire ant) is the source of this 941-nucleotide messenger RNA. RefSeq lists its product as uncharacterized. NCBI's taxonomy places the organism in Eukaryota, Metazoa, Arthropoda, Insecta, Hymenoptera, Formicidae. The coding region runs from base 30 to 356 and encodes 108 amino acids. The transcript is spliced from 3 exons. The record is from RefSeq and is a predicted model, not a curated record.